This is a messenger RNA of Penicillium cataractarum, 1296 nucleotides long. RefSeq names its product dipeptidase. The record is from RefSeq and is a predicted model, not a curated record. Bases 1 to 1296 code for a protein of 431 amino acids. The transcript has 3 exons. Gene Ontology annotation, biological process: proteolysis. Gene Ontology annotation, molecular function: metallodipeptidase activity. NCBI's taxonomy places the organism in Eukaryota, Fungi, Ascomycota, Eurotiomycetes, Eurotiales, Aspergillaceae.
AUGGCAAGCCAAACGCUAAACCUCGGCCAACUGGGUUCGGUUCCCACAUCGUUAUGUCUUUUCACUUUGUUGACUGGAUCGUUAUGGAUCGCAUAUCGACGACUGGCCCCAAAUGGUAAUAUCGCGGAGACGGAUUAUGCAGGGCGAGUAGAUCGAGUGCUCAAAAGUACUCCUUUGAUUGACGGUCAUAAUGACCUACCGUACCUACUUCGCAUUGAGCUGCAAAAUCAAAUCAAUGGCGGCAAAUUUACCUUUCGCGAUGCAGGCUUGGCUAGUCAUACAGAUCUAAAGCGUAUGCAAGAAGGCCGGGUCGGGGGCCAAUUCUGGUCUGUCUUCAUGGAAUGCCCCGAUACAGAAAAUAUCGACGACCCUAGUCAUGUUGUUCGUGACACUCUCGAGCAGAUCGACGUAGCUCGUCGUUUCAUCGAAAUGACGCCAGAAUUGGAAUUCUGCUCAACUGCUUCUGGUGCCAUAAAAGCAUUCAAAGCCGGUAAGAUAGGAUCCAUGCUCGGUGCAGAGGGCCUGCACCAAACCGGUUCAUCGAUCGCAGUUAUUCGCCAACUGUGGGAUCUUGGAGUUCGAUACAUCACCAUCACUCAUAAUAGCGAUAACGCGUACGCAACUGCAGCGGCAACCGUGACUGCGACCGGUAAGGAUGCAGGCCUCUCAUCAUUCGGGGCUUCUGCGAUUCACGAAAUGAACCGUCUCGGUAUGAUGGUGGAUUUGUCGCAUGCUUCACAUCGCACGAUGAGACAAGUAUUAGAGAUUACUCGGUCCCCUGUAAUCUUUAGUCAUAGCACUUGCUACUCCUUGGCACGAAAUUAUCGAAAUGCACCCGACGACGUGAUCAAAUCUUUAAAGUCGAAUGGGGGCGUUUUGAUGGUCAUGUUUGUCAAGAGAUUUCUUAACGCAGAUGAUCCCGAUGCGGCUAAUAUCGAGACGGUCGUCAAUCAUAUUAUGCAUAUCGUGGAUCUAGCCGGAUGGGAUCACGUUGGUAUCGGAGGUGAUUUCGAUGGCACCGUCACGCUCGCAAACGGCAUUCAUUCGGUGGCAGACUACCCGAAGCUGAUCGAGGCUGUGAUGCGACGAGGAGCGACGGACGAGCAAAUGAAGAAACUGGUGGGACUGAACAUUUUGAGGGUCUGGAGUGAAAUCGAGCGCAAUGCAAAGUUAUUCGCCGAUGAGCUACCCGUUGAAGACGUUUGGGAAGGAAGAAGUUGGUCAAGAUGGAACAAUCCACUGCCAAAUAUGAUCCCAGGAAAUCCAGAUCGUAUACCUGCUCGAGAUUACCAAUGA